GGGACAUGUUCCCAGUCUUCCUCUGGUGCGCAAAGCCACUGACUUCGUUCCUGUAAACGAACAGGAUCUCCAGUUUGCUCAAUAAGAAUCCACAACUUGGAGCUUUAUGCUAAACAGGGACAAUCUGAAUCAGUUGGGAUUUAUUGUGGGUGAGACUAUUUGUGGCCUUUAGAGAAAUUUCUCCAUUGUCACAGUGAGCAACUGCAGAAAGUGCUCUGCACACACGUCUACAAAGAAACUGCAGGUUGCUAACAUACAGUUCCAGUUUCUGGAUUUUGCCAGUUGGUACUUGGGCACAACCUUGGGUACGAUACUGUACCUGGAGCAACGCGUGGCUGUCCUUGGGGACUUCUUGCUCUUCCGGGAUACCUGUCUCAGAUCUCCAGGUGUUCUUGUUGGUGUGUUUCUUUCCUCAGAGUGUCUUCCUCAGGGAAGGGGCUUGGUUGCUACAUAAGAUGUUUGUGCUUCGUGAACCCCAGCAACUUCAGAUUUUGUAUGAGUCCUUGGAAGAGAGCAUCCCUGAGUCCUUGAAGGUGUAUGGCACCCUUUUCCACAUUAGAAAUAAAAACCCGUUCAACCUGGAGGUGCUGGUGGACGCCUGGCCAGAGUAUCAGACAGUCGUCAUACGGCCUCAGAAGGAGGAGAUGAAGGAUGACCUGGAUCAUUACACCAACACUUACCACAUCUUCACCAAAGCUCCUGACAAGUUAGAGGAAGUCCUAGCGUGCCCGCAGGUCAUCAACUGGGAACAAGCCUUCCAGAUCCAAGGUUGUCAAGAGAGCUUGGGUGAGGCAUUACAAAAAGUUGCAGCUUCAAAAUCAGCUCAGGUGGAUUAUCUGAGAACCAUGCUUUUUGUGUUUGAAAAACCAACACUCGAGGCAUCGAGUGGUGACAAGAUGGAUUUGAUGAAGUUAUUAAAAACUCCUAAAGUGCUUGAAGAUAAAAGGAAAGAAACCUUUCAGAGCAUCUUCUUGGAUGUCUCGCACGCAAAGCUUGUGAAUGAGCACUGGGAGUUGGGAAAAAAUGAGAAGAGCUUGAAAUAUAUUGAGCGCUGUCUCCAGAAUUUUGCGGGAUUUGGUAUUCUGAGUGCAGAAGGGAACCCCAUCUCUUGGUUUCUGACAGAACAGUCCUGUGAGAUAAGAAUGGGUUACACUUUCCCCAAAUACCGAGGCCAAGGCCACAUGUGGCAAAUGGGUUGCCACAGCAUAGCAUAUUUUUUUUCCAAAAAAAUGCCAUUUUAUAUCCACGUGGCAGAAGAUAAAGAAAAAACUCAACAGGUGUUGCUCAGCUUUGGGUUCAGGAAUGCUCUUUGUGGCUGGCACCAGUGGAAAUGCACCCCGGAGAAAUACUGAUGGUGCUACUGUCCAUUUCAAGUGUUCCUUAUCAGGGGGAAAAAACAUCAAUGCAAAGAAAUGUAGUCUACACGAGCAGCAAAAACCAUCCACUUACCUGGGGCUCAGGCACUGCUCAGGCCGCACUUCUGUAAUAGUUUUAUCUUCUUUCUCUUGUAUUCCGAAACAUUAGAAGCUUGGCUCCUUGCUGUCAUGCUCUUCCUUUACGGUGAGAAAUGUCUCAGGGUUGAAAUUACCCAGUGUCAAUCAUUAGUGCUAACAUUUCCCAUUUUCUUCUUUGAAGAAGGCUUCUUUCAGGGAAGAAUUUUGCUUUUUCAUGCUUCUAAUUUGAGAAUAAAAUGUCUCCUUUGAAAGUC
This is a messenger RNA of Capra hircus (goat), 1708 nucleotides long. It is a transcript of the gene GLYATL2, whose product is annotated as glycine-N-acyltransferase like 2. The transcript has 6 exons. Gene Ontology annotation, molecular function: glycine N-acyltransferase activity. The record is from RefSeq and is a predicted model, not a curated record. Lineage: Eukaryota; Metazoa; Chordata; Mammalia; Artiodactyla; Bovidae. Bases 456 to 1352 code for a protein of 298 amino acids. Gene Ontology annotation, cellular component: mitochondrion.